GCCCACCCCAGGUUAGGCCCCGCCCCCAAACCUAGCCCCUCCUAACCCCACCCAUUUCCUCCCCCUCCUUUCCCCCACCCAAGGCUAGACCCCGCCUCCAAACUUAGCUCCUCCUUCCCCUCCUCUCUCCGCCCCGUCCCUUCCCCCCUUCCCUUCCUUUCGCCUCCCAGGACAGGCCAGACCCCCUCCUCCCCUGCUUGCCCCCUCCUCCCCCACUUCUUAUCCUCUCCCUCCCCUUCUUUCUUCCCCUUCCCCUUCCCUCUUUUCCCCUCCUCUUGGAGAGCUAGGCCCCACCCUCUCCUCCUCUCCCCACCCCCUCGCUUCCUUCCCGUCCCCUCCAGCCGCCGCAGCUCUUUCCCAGUCUCUCUCCAGUCUUUCCCUUUCUCCUCACUUCCCCUCCUCUCCCUUCUCCACAACCCCAAGCUAGGCCCCGCCCCCGUCCCUACUCCUCCCUCCCGGUCCUCCUUUUCUUCCCCUUAGCUGGCUAAGCCCCGCCCCCUCCUCCCCUCCCCGAGCCCCUCCUUUCCCUCCUCUCAUCCCGCCCUUCUCACCCGCCACAUCUCUCUCUUCCUCCAUCCCUCCUUUCCCUUCCUUUUCUCCUCCUUAGUAGGCUAGGCCCCGCCCCCGGCCGCCUCCGCUCCUUCCGCUUUCUCUCCUCUCGCCCUUCCCCGCCUCCCCAAGAUAGGCCCCGCCCCCUGCCGCCUCCUCUCUACUCCCCUCUCCUCGCUCCUCUUCUCUCCUCUCCCGGGCCGGGCUCCGCCCCCGCCUCCCCGGCUCCUCUCCCUGCUCCCUGCGAGGCGGUGGCGGCGGCGGCUGAGGCGGCUCCGCCCGGCUCCGGCUCCGGCCCCGGCCCCGGCCCCGGCCCGGCGUGAGCAUCAUGGACUUCAACGUGAAGAAGCUGGCGGCGGACGCGGGCACCUUCCUCAGCCGCGCGGUGCAGUUCACAGAGGAAAAGCUUGGUCAGGCAGAGAAGACUGAAUUGGAUGCUCACUUAGAGAACCUUCUAAGCAAAGCUGAAUGCACCAAACAUUGGACAGAAAAAAUUAUGAAGCAAACAGAGGUGCUAUUGCAGCCAAAUCCUAAUGCUAGAAUAGAAGAGUUUGUUUAUGAGAAGUUGGAUAGAAAAGUUCCAAGUCGUAUAAACAACCAAGAACUUUUGGGGCAAUACAUGAUUGAUUCAGGGAAUGAGUUUGGCCCAGGAACUGCUUACGGUAAUGCCCUCAUCAAAUGUGGAGAAACACAAAAACGAAUUGGAACAGCAGACAGAGAACUGAUUCAUACAUCUGCAAUAAACUUUCUUACUCCUUUAAGAAACUUUAUAGAAGGAGAUUAUAAAACAAUUGCUAAAGAAAAGAAACUACUGCAAAAUAAGAGACUUGAUUUGGAUGCAGCAAAGACCAGACUGAAAAAGGCAAAAACUGCGGAGACUAGAGCCUCAUCUGAACAGGAAUUAAGAAUAACUCAGAGUGAAUUUGACCGUCAAGCAGAGAUUACCAGACUCCUUCUGGAAGGGAUCAGCAGUACACAUGCCCACCAUCUUCGCUGCUUGAAUGACUUUGUGGAAGCCCAGAUGACUUACUAUGCUCAGUGCUACCAGUACAUGCUGGACCUGCAGAAACAACUUGGGAGUUUUCCAUCUGCCUUCAUAUCUAACAACAAUCAGGCUUCCACAACUUCCACGUCCAACACCUCCACUUCCUCAUCAACCCCAGUUACCUCCUCUCUGUUGCCUUCAGCAAGUAGCACAAUUGUUACUCCCUCCCUCAGUGACUUGAAGGAAUCCAGCGGAAGUAGGAAGGCCAGGGUUCUCUAUGAUUAUGAUGCUGCAAACAGUAGUGAAUUAUCACUUCUCGCCGAUGAGGUGAUCACAGUAUACAGUAUCGUUGGCAUGGAUUCAGACUGGCUGAUGGGUGAAAGGGGAAACCAAAAGGGCAAAGUACCAAUUACUUACUUAGAACUGCUCAACUAAGUGGGGGCCUCUAUCCAGACUACCAGUUAUGACAUAAUAUUUAUAAAUGAUUAACUAUGUAAAGCAGGUUUAAGUGUCUUCCAUGUUAAUGUCUUAAAAGAGACUCAGAAACUACCAGCCAUCAGAACUAGGCUUUUCUGCCAAUAACGUUGCAUGGUAAAUUUUUCAUUGCUUCAGAUUUGGUGUUAAGAGCUUUUUACUUCGUGCCAAGGAUGUUUUCUUACAGGAUUCUCUGUUUCUACUGAAGUUUUCACUAACAAACGGAUUCUACUUUUGAGUAAACCUAGAUAGAAAGCAGGAGAUCUGUUUUCUACUGAAUUUUUCACUAACGGCAAGCUUCUUCCUUUAUGUAAAAUAAAUUUAUUGUGAAUUGA
Molecule: messenger RNA, 2343 nt
Organism: Trichosurus vulpecula (common brushtail)
Lineage: Eukaryota; Metazoa; Chordata; Mammalia; Diprotodontia; Phalangeridae
Gene: SH3GLB1
Product: SH3 domain containing GRB2 like, endophilin B1
Exons: 9
Coding region: 878-1969 (363 amino acids)
Biological process (GO): membrane organization
Cellular component (GO): membrane; cytoplasm
Molecular function (GO): protein binding
Source: RefSeq, a predicted model, not a curated record